AUGGCGGCUGUGGCGGCGGCAGCCGAGGCGGAGGUGGCGGCGGGGUUGGAGCUACGCGACGUGUUGGAAACCUUAUCUGUGCUGCAAAAUCUGGUCUUGCGGUCAAGCAUUCCCAGUCUGGUGGACGUGGACGAGUUGCGAGAGUUGACUUGUGAGGUGGAUGCGUCGGCCAACUGUACCAUCUGUCUCGAGGCUCACAGUGAUACCAACCUGCCGUUGGUCCUCGCCUGUGGGCACUGGUUUCAUUUGGUCUGCUUUGCCGACUACGAGAACACGGUGUGCCCCAUCUGCCGCAAAGAUUUUGCAAGCGAGCUGCAGACCUGUGGGCAGUGCGACUUGCGCUCGCAUCUUUGGAUGUGCUUGACCUGUGGCAGGCACUUUCACAAGACGGGUCACGGGCGGGCUCGGAACAUUGACACGGGGCAAGUCUGGAAUUACGCUUCGGAUGAUUAUGAAGCCGAAGCUGGCGCGUACAUGAAAGAAACAUCGCUACUUCUCGAGCAAUUGGCCACGGAGGAGCGACAUAGCUUGAUGCAAAAGGAGUACCGGGCUCGCUCGACUGAGGUGCUUCAACUGACUGAGGCCUGCGGGCAACUAGCUGUGGACAUUGAGCAGACGGAGGGGCAAUUGGCACGAGCACAGGCACAGCUGGAGGAGGAGGAAUCCUACGUCGAACUGCUUCUCUCGCGCCCACUGGCCACGGCGGCAACCUCGGACACUUGCGCAUCUGUUGCUUCACCGUCUCCCAGUCCCGACAAGAAGACCAUCAAACUCCUGGUCGUACCACAUAACAGGGAUCAGUAG
Molecule: messenger RNA, 804 nt
Organism: Monosiga brevicollis MX1
Lineage: Eukaryota; Choanoflagellata; Craspedida; Salpingoecidae
Exons: 5
Coding region: 1-804 (267 amino acids)
Biological process (GO): protein ubiquitination; Ras protein signal transduction
Cellular component (GO): cytoplasm
Molecular function (GO): zinc ion binding; ubiquitin protein ligase activity
Source: RefSeq, a predicted model, not a curated record